UCUUCCAUGAGGCUGCUGCUGGCGCGGGUCCGCGCGGCACGACGCGGGGGGCGUGCCUCGCGCUGACUCAGCGGCGGCGUUAGCGGGCCCCUGCGCAGUUUUCCUUCCAAGGCCGCCGACUCCGCCCGCUGGCUUGCCAACCUGCCCGCCCCGCUCCGCGCCACGCAGGAGAAGGCGCCCGGGGAACGCAGAGCGCCGAGAGGAGCGCGGCCCGGGCCGGCUCCGGCGCUAGCGCUGCGGCUGUAGUGGAGGACUACAGCGACAAGGACGUGGGCCGCUCUCCGUGCUCCCUGCGUACGGCGCCGCUCCUUGCGGCUGGCCGACCCUCGGGAGUGCAGGCGAGGAAGAGAUAUUGGAGUGAUGAUGAUUGUGGAUUCUCCUGUGGGAUUAGAAGCCACGUCUCUUGUGAUCGGAAAAUUCCAGGAAUAGCAGCAGAGAUGGACGAACAGGCUCUUUUAGGGUUAAAUCCAAAUGCCGACUCAGACUUUAGACAAAGGGCCCUGGCUUAUUUUGAGCAGUUGAAGAUUUCUCCAGAUGCCUGGCAGGUGUGCGCAGAGGCUCUAGCGCAGAAGACAUACAGUGAUGAUCACAUAAAGUUCUUCUGCUUUCAAGUAUUAGAGCAUCAAGUAAAAUACAAGUACUCAGAACUAAGCACCGCUCAGCAAGAGCUCAUCAGGAAGACACUUCUCUCUUGGCUUCAGGCUCAGAUGCUGAAUGCCCAGCCAGAGAAGACCUUCAUACGGAACAAAGCCGCCCAAGUCUUCGCCCUGCUUUUCGUUACAGAGUAUCUCACUAAAUGGCCCAAGUUUUUUUUUGACAUUCUCUCAGUUGUGGACCUAAACCCCAGGGGAGUGGAUCUGUACCUGCGGAUCCUCAUGGCCAUCGAUUCAGAGCUGGUGGAUCGGGAUGUGGCUCACACGUCAGAGGAGGCCCGCAGGAACACUCUGAUAAAAGACACCAUGAGGGAGCAGUGCAUUCCAAAUCUGGUGGAAUCGUGGUACCAGAUUUUACACAAUUACCAGUACACUAACUCAGAAGUGCUGUGCCAGUGCCUUGAAGUAGUUGGGGCCUACGUCUCCUGGAUAGACUUAUCCCUUAUAGCCAAUGAUAGGUUUAUAACUAUGCUGCUAGGUCAUAUGUCAGUAGAAGUUCUACGGGAAGAAGCAUGUGACUGUUUGUUUGAAAUUGUAAAUAAAGGGAUGGACCCUGUGGAGAAGAUGAAACUCGUAGAAUCCUUGUGUCAAGUAUUACAGACGGCUGGGUUUUUCAGCAUUGACCAGGAAGAAGAUUUGGACUUUGUGGCCAGGUUUUCUAAGCUGGUAAAUGGAAUGGGACAGUCGUUAAUAGUUAGCUGGACUAAAUUAAUGAAGAAUGGGGCCGUCAGGAAUGCGCAGGAGGCACUGGGAGCCAUUGAGACCAAAGUGCCGCUUAUGUUACAGCUGCUGGCUCACGAGGACGAUGACAUCUCCUCCAACAUCAUCGGGUUCUGUUACGAUUACCUCCAUAUCCUCAAACAGCUUUCAGUGCUCUCAGAUCAGCAAAAAGCUAAUGUAGAGGCAAUCAUGUUGGCCGUUAUGAAAAAAUUGACAUAUGAUGAAGAAUAUAACUUUGAAAAUGAGGGCGAAGAUGAGGCCAUGUUUGUAGAAUACAGAAAACAGCUGAAGUUACUGCUGGACAGACUUGCUCAGGUGUCGCCAGAGCUGGUGCUGGCUUCAGUUCGCAGAGUCUUCAGUGCCACGCUGCAGAACUGGCAGAACACACGCUUCAUGGAGGUGGAAGUGGCCGUGCGCUUGCUGUACAUGCUGGCGGAAGCUCUCCCGGUGUCCCAUGGCGCUCACUUCUCAGGUGACGUGUCAAAAGCGAGUGCUUUGCAGGACAUGAUGCGGACGUUGGUGACAUCAGGAGUCAGUUCCUAUCAGCACACAUCCGUGACCUUGGAGUUCUUUGAAACUGUUGUUCGCUAUGAGAAGUUUUUCACAGUUGAACCCCAGCACAUUCCGUGUGUACUAAUGGCUUUCUUAGAUCAUAGAGGUCUGUGGCAUUCCAGUGCUAAAGUCCGGAGCAGAACCGCCUACCUGUUUUCUAGAUUUGUCAAAUCUCUCAAUAAACAAAUGAAUCCUUACAUUGAGGAUAUUUUGAAUAGAAUACAGGAUUUAUUAACCCUUUCUCCACCGGAGAAUGGCUACCAGUCCUUGCUGAGUAGCGACGAUCAGCUCUUCAUUUACGAGACAGCCGGGGCGCUGAUUGUCAACAGUGAAUACCCCGCAGAAAAUAAGCAGGCCUUAAUGAAGGACCUCUUGACCCCACUGAUGGAGAGGUUCAAGGUUCUGUUGGAAAAGCUGAUGAUGGCGCAGGAUGAAGAGAGACAAGCAUCUCUUGCAGACAGCCUCAACCAUGCCGUUGGAUUUGCCAGUCGAACCAGCAAGGCCUUCAGCAACAAGCAGACUGUGAAACAGUGUGGCUGCUCCCAGGUCUACCUGGACUGCUUGCAGACCUUCCUGCCAGCCCUCAGCUGCCCUCUGCAAAAGGACGUCCUCCGGAGCGGGGUGCGGACCUUCCUCCAUCGAAUGAUCAUCUGCCUCGAGGAGGAGGUGCUUCCCUUCAUCCCCUCUGCCUCAGAGCACAUGCUCAAAGACUGUGAAGCCAAGGACCUCCAGGAGUUCAUCCCACUCAUCAACCAGAUCACGGCCAAGUUCAAGAUGCAGGUGUCCCCAUUCUUACAGCAGAUGUUCAUGCCCCUGCUUCACGCCAUCUUUGAAGUGCUGCUGCGACCAGCGGAAGACAAUGACCAGUCAGCAGCGUUGGAGAAGCAGAUGCUGAGGAGGAGUUAUUUUGCCUUCCUACAGACGGUCACUGGCAGUGGGAUGAGCGAAGUGAUCGCGAAUCAAGGUGCAGAAAAUGUAGAGCGGGUGCUAGUUACUGUUAUCCAGGGCGCCGUUGAGUACCCAGAUCCGAUUGCACAGAAAACGUGUUUUAUCAUCCUCUCCAAGCUGGUGGAGCUCUGGGGAGGCAACGACGGACCUGUGGGCUUCGCUGACUUUGUCUAUAAGCACAUUGUCCCCGCGUGUUUCCUGGCGCCUUUAAAACAGACCUUUGACCUGGCAGACGCACAGACAGUCUUGGCACUUUCUGAGUGUGCCGUGACUCUCAAAACAAUCCAUCUCAAGCGGGGCCCCGAGUGUGUUCAGUAUCUUCAGCAAGAGUACCUGCCCUCCCUACAGGUUGCUCCAGAAAUAAUUCAGGAGUUCUGUCAAGCACUUCAGCAGCCUGAUGCUAAAGUUUUUAAAAAUUACCUAAAGGUGUUCUUCCAGAGAGCAAAGCCCUAAGGACUGGACCUCCUGGCCCCCAUCGUGAUCAUAAUUUAUAAAGAGCAGUCUGUGCGUGUGCCGUCUACACUGGUCCUUUACCACUGUCUCCAGCAUAUUGCGGUGUAUGUGGGGUUUUCUGUAAAAUGGGUGUAAUUUUUCCCUUAAAAAAAAAGGUGUGUGACAACAAGAGAAGUUGUCUGCAUGCCGGUUUAAAAUAGUUUAUGUAAAAAUGCUGUUAUAAGACAUAGAUUUAUCCUAGUACCUUAAUUUUUUUCCUUAUACAAAACUUUUAAAGUUCUUUAUAAAAUACAGCAGUGGAACACUGACGCUAACAAAUCGAAUGUAAAGUUAGGAAUGUUCAGUUCUAUGUGUGCAGACACAUAAGCUGUGGGGUAACAAUCAAAACGUAAUUUUUUUGUAGAUAGCCAUUACAUUUCUUUAAACUAUUUCAAUGCCAAUGUGUAUUCUAUAAGUGAAUGGGUUCCUAAUUAAGUUGGUUUAGAAGCAGGUGCUGGUGUUACACAUUUUUUAUAAAAAAAUAAAUUUUGCAUAGUGAAAUACACCAAGUCUUUUCCAGAAUUAUUACAAAGAGCCUCCUUUUCCCACCUUAGUCACGCUCUGAUUCCCACCUAACGAUCUGCAAAUGGGAAUGUGGGUGCCUUAUUCCACAGACUGUGCCCCAGCGGUCACUCACAACAUAGGUCUUUUUUAAAUGCACCAGGAACCGGCUCUGUGAGUCUCUGAUAGAAUCAUAAAGCCCAGUGUUUUCCUAUGAUGUUAGAUGUCCUCAGAGCACAGCACAUUUGAGGUUUUGGCAUUGUCUUGAGGCUGGGUCUCACUGUACAGAACAGCCUGCCCCCAGCUGCUGGGACUAAGCUGAGAAGCACCAAGUCUGAUCACUCAUGUAUCAUGUUUGCAGCCACUAUGAUCACUACGUAUGCUGCUUAGUGCUACAAGAAAGUCAGAGGAGCAGUAGUGGUGUGGGUGGGGGGCCUCGGGAAAGACAGACAGAAGUCCAGCAGCACGGCUGUAGGCCUUACAUUGAAAUCCAAGUUUGUAUUGUAAACGCCCAGUGAAGGCCAGCUUCCAUCCCAAGCCCUGCAUACAAGCAGAGGGCUAGAAAUGGAUAGGGGUCAAAAGUUCCAGGUCCCCCUCAGCUACGUGGUAAGUUUGAGGUCAGCCUGGGGGGGCCUACCUGAGAGACUGUCUAACAGUGCACUCAGUAAAAGCCUGGUCUGCUGCUGGAGUAUGUCACUUAGUGGUAGAGGGCUUAAGGGACCCACGUUCCAUCCCUAGCACCACAGAACAGGGAGAGGGGACACAAGAUUUCAGGAGACACUUGUCCUCUUAUUCUCUGACUAUGCGUUGUCUAGGGACAUAAAUUCCCUAGAAUCUUUUUAAAGUGUGUUUAUGUGCACAUGUCAGGGAGGGGAGGAUGAGAACUGUACUAUUUGAAACGGUCUUCUACUCAAUGUUUCGGCCGGUUCCCAGUCAGGGGUGGCAGGUGUUGACAGCUGCCGGGUUUGAUAUGGGAUCCAAAUUCAGGCCCCCGUCUUGUGGAUCGAGCACAUUGCCUGCUUGAGCCCACCACCCCUUAGAUUUUAUUCUAAAUUGUGCACAUGAAUCUUUUUCUGAUUUUUUUUUUAACUCCAGAAGAGAUAGCAUUUUCCUUACAUUAUAAAAUAAAGGCAGUGAAGUAAAUUGACAGCUAAGAAUCUAUUUCAUCUACCGAACGAUGAAAAUAGUGAAGUAUAUAUAGUACUUCUAUAAAUAAUGAUUUUAAAAAUAUAGGUAAGUGGGCCAGGUUCGGUGGCUUCUGCUUGCAAUCACAGCAUUCAGAGGGGGCCGAGGCCAGUCUGGGCUAGAGCGAGACUCUUGUUUCAAAAACAACAUAAAACAAGAGGAGCAAAGCCAGGUGUUUCUUUGCUAUGCUCCUGUGCACUGUGGGAGAUGUAGCAUCUGCGGGCCACAGUGAGAUUGUACGAGGUAUUAUAGUGCUGCAUAGCGGGGCCCAGUAGUUAAGAGCUUGUAUAGUGUGGACUCUGGGUCCAGAUUAAAUAGGUUCAAACACCACUUAACACCAGUAACUGAUUUUAGGACCUUGAGCAAGUUAAAUAACUUAUUUCUGCCCUGGUUUCCCUAUCAGAAAUGGAGGGAAAGCAACGGUAGCUACCUCAUAACUUGUUAAGAAUCCAUUGAAUUACCACACAGGUCUCAGUAUUAGCUUGUAUUACUGUACUAUCGAGUCCAUACAUGACUCUUUAAAGCCCCACAGUGGGUUCACAUGUGUUUAGACCUGAGAAAUCAGGGCAUAGAAACCCGAGUGUAUAAAUAAGGAACUUCAUGUCAAUGUAAUCAUGUCUAAUAAUCCUCAUCUUCAUUCCUUGAAAUUACCCAAGUAUGAUCAUGAUCAAGAAACCUUUCCGUCAUUAAGUACCUUAGUUUUAAAAGCAAGCACCCAAAUAAUUAUCUCAUUUGUUACAGGCGAGAAAACAGGCAAACGAGAGGGUUUUAUGGUGCCUGAGUUAGUCCUGUGCCUAACCAGUUGUUUCAGUCUCCGUACUUACUAAUGGUUUCACAAGUGGCUUGGCCUUUUUAGAAAGUAUUAUGUGGUAUUUUACUGUGUAUCACUUCUGUGGUAAACAUGUGAAGUCCUUUGGCUUAGUCAUAUUUCCUCCAUAAGUUCUGAGCUGUUGGGUUUUUCUGUUGGAAGAAACUUGGAUGUGCCUGUCAUGUCAUUAUCAGAACUGAAAUAGAUUUUAUUGUAAGCAGGAAGUGCAUUUGCUGUUAGAAUGGUUUGGUUGCCUAAACUGUCUAAAAUUCUAAUAAAAUAACUUUCUAAGAA
Apodemus sylvaticus (European woodmouse) is the source of this 6153-nucleotide messenger RNA. RefSeq names its product exportin for tRNA (gene Xpot). Gene Ontology annotation, cellular component: cytoplasm; nuclear matrix; nuclear pore. Gene Ontology annotation, molecular function: tRNA binding; small GTPase binding. The record is from RefSeq and is a predicted model, not a curated record. Bases 438 to 3326 code for a protein of 962 amino acids. NCBI's taxonomy places the organism in Eukaryota, Metazoa, Chordata, Mammalia, Rodentia, Muridae. Gene Ontology annotation, biological process: intracellular protein transport; tRNA re-export from nucleus. The transcript has 25 exons.